CUCCAACCCUAUCGCUCAUAUGACUUGUGCAGUUCGCGGUGUGUGUAUACAUACAUCUUUGAUUGUAAUAUUCAAAAAUUUGGUUGCCUAGAUUGCAUGUGCAUUGCAUUAUUUCAUUCUCACAUCCAUCCAUUCGCAGCCAUUUCUAAUUAUAAAUAUAUGAUACAUACACACAUAUAUAUAGGCUUCACUUACUAAAGGUGUGUCACAAGAGCAUAUUGUUUUUAGGCAUAUAUACUUAAUUAUUUGUUAGACCAUGCGAAUAUCUAUGCUCAUGCGCAGACCAGAACCGCCUUUACUGAACCUUCCCACCGGUCGGAUCAACACUCAAGUCCUCGAGCUCUGGCCACCGAAAGAUAAGGUGGUGGUUGUGAUGGGAGCAACAGGGACCGGCAAGUCCAGACUCUCCAUCGACCUUGCCACCCGCUUCCCUUCUGCAGAGAUAGUGAACUCCGAUAAAAUGCAAGUAUACAAAGGACUGGACAUUGUCACCAACAAGAUCACCGAAGAAGAGAGCCGAGGUAUACCUCACCAUCUCUUAGGAGUAAUAGAUCCUAAUGCGGAUUUUAGUGCCACAAAUUUCUGUAACAUGGCUUCACACGCUGUGAAAUCAAUUGUAAACACAGGGCAGCUUCCAAUCAUCGUUGGAGGCUCCAACUCAUACAUGGAAGCACUAAUCGAAGAUGAAACAUCCGAGUUCCGACCAAGGUACGAGUGUUGCUUCCUUUGGGUGGACGUGUCAAUGCCUGUGCUCCAUUCAGCCUUAUCCAGGCGAGUUGAUCAGAUGGUUGAGGCCGGCAUGGUGGAGGAGGCUAGAGAAAUGUUCACACCAGACGCCGAUUAUUCAAGGGGAAUAAGGAGGGCAAUUGGCAUCCCUGAAUUUGAUCCAUACUUCAGAGCCCAGAGAUGUUAUAAUGGCAUCAGAAAUGAUUCGCUACUUCAAGCAGCAAUACAGGCAAUCAAGAACAACACAAGCCAAUUGGCCAAAAGGCAGCUGGACAAAAUACAUAGGCUACGGAAUGUCAGGGGGUGGAAGGUGCAUCGGCUUGAUGCCACCGAUGUGUUCAGAAAACGCGGCAGAGAAGCUGAUGAGGCUUGGGAGGAGAUGGUGGCCGGACCCAGCAGCAUGAUAGUGAGCGAUUUCUUAAUGAUUUCGGCCGGCCUGAGGUCUACCCCAGUGCCGUGGCUACCGCCAUUAGAGGAGCCGCGGCAAUGGGGACAGCCAUGGCAGCUGCAACUCACUAGAAAGCAGCAAGUUGUGACUUCUAUAUAGUACAGUACAACUUGGCCUACUUUUUCAAGAGAGGAGUAAAAGGUCUAAUUUAUAAAUUCCGUGGUUACAGUUGUGAAUCUAGUUAUCUUUGAUGCUUUUGUCGGAAUAUAAAAUUAAGAAUAUGAUCCCACAUUAACAUUAUAGAGCAACAUAAACAAUAUCCUUUUCUUUAA
Cornus florida is the source of this 1446-nucleotide messenger RNA. RefSeq names its product adenylate isopentenyltransferase 3, chloroplastic. The transcript has a single exon. Gene Ontology annotation, biological process: tRNA modification; cytokinin biosynthetic process. Gene Ontology annotation, cellular component: mitochondrion. Bases 257 to 1273 code for a protein of 338 amino acids. The record is from RefSeq and is a predicted model, not a curated record. Lineage: Eukaryota; Viridiplantae; Streptophyta; Magnoliopsida; Cornales; Cornaceae. Gene Ontology annotation, molecular function: tRNA dimethylallyltransferase activity.